CCAAUGCCCUGGUGUUGUGUCUUGCAGCUGGACCAGAUCUGCAUUUCUUUUGACGAGGGGAAAACCACAAUGAACUUCAUUGAGGCAGCGCUGUUGAUCCAGGGGUCUGCUUGUGUCUACAGUAAGAAGGUGGAAUACCUCUACUCGCUGGUCUACCAGGCUCUCGAUUUCAUCUCUGGCAAGAAGCGGGCCAAGCAGCUCUCCUCAGUGCGGGAAAAUGGGGCCAAUGGGGACACCAGCUCCACGGCUCCCCAGGAGGUGGAGGACCAGUUCCUGUCGCUGGAUGACCUCCCUGACUCCCGUGCUAAUGUGGAUCUGAGGAAUGACCUGCCCCCCCGUGAGGUCCUCAUCGUCCCUCUCCUGCCCAUGGCCCUUGUGGCCCCUGAUGAGAUGGAGAAGAAUGUCAGCCCCCUGUGCAGCUGUCAGGGGGAGGUCCUGGCCAGCCGGAAGGAUUUUAGGAUGAAUACGUCUACCCCCCACCCCAGAGGAGCCUUCAUGUUGGAGCCAGUGGGCAUCUCCCCCAUGGAGACACUGAUGCCAAGGAAUCAGAAGGAGCCUGAGAGGGCUGAGGAGCAGCCAAUGGAAGUCUCUGUGUGCAGUCCUGUCCCUGUGGUCAACGUCUCCCAGGAGCCAGGUGCCUCUCCAGAAGGCCCAGUGCCUGGAGGUGGUGGUGAGGAUGAGGAUGCAGAGGGGGCAGCAGAGCUCCCUGAAGCCACAGCCCCCGAGGGCCCUCAGGAGCCCCAGGAACCCAGGAGCCCGCAGCAGAGUGCUGCCCAGCCUAGUCCCUGCGUGCUACGGGAGCGAGAGGAGCCAGCGCCCCUGAUGAAGGAGACUCCGGACCCCUGGCAGAGCCUGGACCCCUUUGACUCCCUGGACUCUAAGCCCUUCAAGAAAGGUAGGCCUUACUCCGUGCCCCCCUGCGUGGAGGAGGUUCCAGGACAGAAGCGCAAGAGGAAGGGUGCCACCAAGCUGCAGGACUUCCACCAGUGGUACCUGGCUGCCUAUGCUGACCACGCUGACAGCAGGAGGUCCCGGCGAAAGGGCCCGUCCUUUGCAGACAUGGAGGUCCUGUACUGGAAGCACGUGAAGGAGCAAUUGGAGACUCUCCGGAAGCUUCAGAGGCGGGAGAUGGCCGAGCGGUGGCUGCCGAGGCCUGAGGAAGGGCUGUGGCCUGUGGAGGACCAGCUGGAGGACUCCCUGGAGGAUCUGGGGACAGCAGCAGAUGACUUUCUAGAGCCUGAGGAGUAUGCAGAGCCUCAGGAGGCAAAGCCUGGGGAAGCUGCAGAACUGGAAGCAGAGGCCAUGCCAGUGUCCCUGAGCUAUGAGGAGCUGGUCCGAAGGAAUGUGGAGCUCUUCAUCGCCACCUCUCAGAAGUUCGUCCAGGAGACAGAGCUGAGCCAGCGCAUCAGGGACUGGGAGGACACUAUCCAGCCCCUGCUCCAAGAGCAGGAACAGCAUGUGCCCUUUGACAUCCAUACCUAUGGGGACCAGGUAGUCUCAAGGUUCAGCCAGCUCAACCAGUGGUGUCCCUUUGCGGAGCUAGUUGCUGGCCAGCCUGCCUUCGAGGUGUGUCGUUCCAUGCUGGCGUCCCUGCAGCUGGCCAACGACUACACGGUGGAGAUCACCCAGCAGCCGGGGCUGGAGGCGGCCGUGGACACCAUGUCCCUGAGACUACUCACGCACCAGCGGGCCCACAAGCGCUUCCAGACCUAUGCUGCCCCCUCCAUGGCCCAGCCCUGAUUUGGGGAGCAUUGAGGCUGAGGGGGCCAGCGCUGUAGUAGACGCGGUAGCUGCGGCUCACCUGGGCUACCUGCUCAGCAGAACCGGUCAGACCCAGCAACCGUGGGUGGAAGUCCUGUACGUAGCGGGCCAUGGCUGCAACGGUGUCCCGUGCGGGGUCCACAGUAAUGAAGAUAGGCUGCACUGGGGGCAGGCCAGGCUCGGCCUCCAGCUUCUGUACCACCUGCACCAGCUUCUCCAGCUCAUCUGGGCAGAUGUCGGGGCAGUGAGUGAAUCCAAAGUACAUCAGGACCCACUGACCCCGGAAGUCAGCUUUGCAGCGAGCCUGUCCCCGGUGGUCCAGCAGGCUGAAGUCACCCUGGCCCACGGCUGCCUGGCGCAGGGCCUCUGUCCGCUGUUGCUGCCUCCGCUGCUCCUUCUCAGCCCUUGCCACCAGCCAGGCCCCACCCAGCCCAGCCCCAAACAAAGCAGUGAUCAAUAGCCUGGUCCGAAACCCAGGGCCCUGGGGCUGGCUCUGCCUGCUCGCCUCUCCAGGGCCCUGCCUUGACAUGAGCCGGUACCUCAUGUGUAGGGCCUCGCCUCCUGGCGUCCAAAGGAGAGCUGGGGGCUUGAGAAGAAAGAGCCUAUGCCAAGCCUUGGGUGUCCAAACCAGCAGCAGCAUGGGCCU
Messenger RNA from Leptonychotes weddellii (Weddell seal), 2407 nucleotides. The record is from RefSeq and is a predicted model, not a curated record. Lineage: Eukaryota; Metazoa; Chordata; Mammalia; Carnivora; Phocidae.